ACGAAGAAGAUCAUAUCCGUUAAAAGUUUUGGCCUCCAAUAAAAUAGGUUCGCACAGCAUCAAAGAGUUGUAGUAUCGUUUGGCAAAGGUAAUCUCUUCCUCUAAGUGAGUGCUGUAACGCACAAUAACAUCCUCGUAGUCAUGGAAAUGAUCAACCCAUUCAUCAGCCAAUCAGAAGACAAAUAAAAAGUUAACAAUCAAAACAAUCAUUGAUUCUCAAUUAACUUCAUGAUAAAGGAAUCACUCCGAUUGGAUUACAAAUUGGUGGUUGCAAUGGCGAGAAUGCCGAGGUUGGGAAUUGUCGGCAGUGGGUGGAUGGAGGGGAUGAAGAAAGGAGAAUGGAUAAAAGAGUCGGGUUUGCUCGUUCUUUUAGCUGUUAUCAAAGGUGCGCUGUCGGAUGAGCAUGAAUACUCGUCUAUAUCGUUUCAACGGCUCAGCAGUGUAACGGAAAUUUUACCUCCUCACCUCCUACCUGUCUUUGUCGGCUUUCAAUCACAAAAGGAGAGAGAUCAGCAAGACGGAAGCCUGCAAAAUUGAAUGAUUUCGAAUGCAUGAUACACGACGAUGCCAGCCUCCACGCAAUCAAAUACUGCAACAUUAUCGAUUCCAUAAAUUCAAUCGCAACAUAGGCUGA
Molecule: messenger RNA, 634 nt
Organism: Fopius arisanus
Lineage: Eukaryota; Metazoa; Arthropoda; Insecta; Hymenoptera; Braconidae
Exons: 3
Coding region: 229-537 (102 amino acids)
Source: RefSeq, a predicted model, not a curated record